AUUACUUUUUUUCUUUUGUUCAUGGAAUAUAGCAACACCACUGCUACUGCACCACCUGCAAUGUCACCAGGGCUUAGUACUGCAAAAAACCAUACUCAUUACAAGCAUCAUAAUUUCCAUUCUACAUCUCAAAACCAUCAACAUAGCACCAUCCUUUCCUUAAACUCCAUCAUUGUAAUCAUCGUAUCCCUCAUCUCGAUUGUCGUAGUUUUGGCAAUAUUUCUAAUUAUAGUAAUGCUCCGUAGACUAAAAUCUGUCAGAAAGCAUGCUAGUUGCAAAGAAAGUGGUAGCAUCAACAACACUGGCAGGUUCAUUGCUCAUACUACUAUAGACUUCGAUUCUAGUCCUGAUGUGAAGGCAAGGUGUCUAUAUGGAGGAAGUAUGCGUGCACCUCCAAGUAGAUACAGAGGGGUCCAAGUUUUCACUUACAAGGAGCUGGAAUUGGCAACUGACAACUUCAGUGAGGCAAAUGUGAUUGGCAAUGGAGGUUUUGGUGUGGUAUAUAAAGGAGUUCUUACAGACGGUACUGUGGCAGCAAUUAAGAGGCUUCACAGAGAUGGAAAGCAAGGGGAGCGUGCUUUCAGGAUGGAGGUGGAUCUACUAAGCCGGUCGAACUCUCCUUACUUGGUGGAGCUACUAGGCUACUGUGCUGACCAAAAUCAUAGGCUUCUGAUAUUUGAAUUCAUGCCCAAUGGCACUCUCCAACAGCAUCUUCAUGAUCCUGGCAGUCAACAUAGGCCGUUGGAUUGGGGAACUCGGUUAAGGAUAGCCCUUGAUUCUGCCAGAGCCCUUGAGUUCCUUCAUGAGCAUGCUACCCCUACUGUUAUUCACCGUGACUUUAAGUGCACCAAUAUAUUACUAGAUCAACACCUCCGGGCUAAGGUUUCUGAUUUUGGAUUGGCCAAAAUGGGCUCAGACAAGAUCAAUGGUCAGAUUUCAACACGCGUGUUGGGGACCACUGGAUAUCUAGCUCCAGAAUAUGCUUCAACAGGCAAACUUACCACAAAAUCAGAUGUCUACAGCUAUGGUGUGGUGCUUUUACAGCUUUUAACAGGCCGUGUGCCAGUUGAUAUCAAGAGGCCUCCUGGAGAACAUGUCCUUGUUUCAUGGGCACUUCCAAGGCUAACCAACAGAGAUAAAGUAGAGGACAUGGUUGAUCCAGCUAUACAAGGACAGUAUUCAAAGAAGGAUCUGAUUCAGGUAGCUGCUAUUGCUGCUAUGUGUGUGCAACCAGAAGCCGAUUAUCGACCUUUAAUGGUAGAUGUUGCGCAGUCAUUGAUCCCUCUAGUUAAAAAUUUCAAAUCCAUUAACCCUCCUGCUUCCUCUAGAUUUCAUCGUCAAACCUCUUCUGGUCCCAAGUAUUAAUAAUACCUUUGAGAAUUGCAGAACCCAAUAAUUAUUUUCUCGCUCUUCACGUUGCAUCAACAAGAAAAAAUCUACACUGUCACAAUGUACAAAACAGCCUUAGCAACUGUGGUUGCUUCCUUGAAUAAGAAGUAGAGGUAUUCAAGACAACAGCUGAAGCUUCAGCACUCAAAUCAGAAGGAAGUGAAGAGCUUAUAUUUGGCAUAUAACUGUGGCUUUCCCAUGAGCCAUAGACAAGCUUCUUUACAAUCAUAUUCUUGUAUAAAUUUGUUGUAAAAGGAUUAAUAAAUUCAAUAUUAAUUAUUUUCUGUUUUCAGAAAUCAGAUGUUUGUCUAGGAAAUUAGUAAUGCUUUUCUUUUGUUAUGGAAAACAUUUGUCAAUGUAACAGUAUAUAAUUUCUUGAGAGUCAAGUAAAUGUCAAGGGAGACUUUCUUGUAUCCAAAGAGUAUCAGCAAUCUGCUUGAAUAUUAUUAUAAGUUAAAUGGAAUUAAAAGGAAAAAAAAAUACAGCCUAGUACUCGGUUAAUCAAUGUCUUGUUGGCUCCACAUAAAAGCCAGAAUCUUCAACCAGUACAAUGCCUGAUGCAGUGUAAGUACUUAAAUGUUUCUUUUUCAGGAUAUAUAGGUCAGA
Durio zibethinus is the source of this 1995-nucleotide messenger RNA. Its product is annotated as putative serine/threonine-protein kinase PBL7. Gene Ontology annotation, molecular function: protein kinase activity; ATP binding. Gene Ontology annotation, biological process: protein phosphorylation. The record is from RefSeq and is a predicted model, not a curated record. NCBI's taxonomy places the organism in Eukaryota, Viridiplantae, Streptophyta, Magnoliopsida, Malvales, Malvaceae.